GUGGCGCCAUUAAGUCUCCUGCCUCUUCAACACCAGGUGCUCCUAAAUUGGCUCCAACCAAAGUCAAGAGCACGUUAUCAUACUCAUACCUUUUUAAGUCAAGCCUUUGUUAUAAUUACAGUUUAAAACGUGUGAUAUUUGACCAAGAGUUCCUGGCAUGAUUUUUCUUUCGCUGUGUGUGUUUUUGCCGCUGUUAUGCUCCACUGAGGGGGGAACUCUGCAGAGGUUUGAGGCUUUCAAUCAAACAACCUGGGUGAUGAGGAAGGUUUCCCGGAGAGAAAGCCAGACUCUGCCGCCGCCGUACCUGCACCUCCCGGUGUUUGUGGGCUCCAGGCUGCCGCUUGUGGAGAAGGAGCAUUUCUCUCCGACCAGAGGCACCGGGCAGGAGCGCUUACCUGUGCCCGUCGUGAAGGUCCUGCUGCCGACGGUGCGGCCUAACACCAGUCCACCCAGCGCUUCGGGUGUUUCCGUGAAGACUUCGUGCAAGAUUAACAAAAUGCAUGUGCAGGUGCCGAGGAGCAUUUUGGGCACCGGUGAACCAGACUCUCAGCUCAAACUGGGGACAUGCCAAGCCAGUAAAUCUACAACGGAUUAUAUUUAUUUUGAAUAUGACUUUGGUUUGUGUGGAACCAAACAAACGAUAAUUAAUAACCGGGUGGCCUAUUCAAACACAUUACAAUACAACCUACCGAGGCUCCAAGGACCAAUUAGGCGAGCUGUGCCCUUCACCCUGCCUGUUGCAUGCUAUUAUAACAGGUAUCAAUAUUCCUACAAAAUCGGCUACACACCAAAGAUGCGGAUGCGCAAGAUCUUCAAACCAAUGAAGAACAGAGUAAAAUUCAUUCUGACUCCACGAAAUGCUCAGUGGGAAAGGCUUUCUCCAUCAGAUCAGUACGUGCUUGGAAAGCCCAUGUACUUUGAGGCUGAGGCUCCAUCCAUGUCCCAAAACGAAAGACUGUACGUGCACUCAUGUUAUGCGACUCCCAAGAAGUCCCACACCUCCACGCCACAGUUUCCAAUUGUGAAAAACUUUGGGUGUAUGGUUGAAAGCAAGGAAAGUCAUUCCAGAUUCAUCCCAUACAAAAACAAUGCUGUGAGAUUCUCUGUGGAUGCUUUCUUGUUCAAGGGAAUGACAGGCCAGCAGCUCUACAUGCACUGCACCAUGUCUGCUGGCAGUUCUGUCCCCACUCCUACAGCCAAGUCCUGCAACUACGACACAAAAGCAGGAAGAUGGGUUGAGUUGUAUGGAUCAGAGUCGGUGUGUGUCUGCUGCGAUUCCAGUUGUAGCUCUGCUGCCUCCACUGUAACCAAAAUAAUCAGCAGCCGACCAUGGACAAUAGAGCCUAAAGUGAAACCCACCACAACCCCAAAGAGGAAGACGGUCUCCACCACAACAAUAACAACAACAACAAAAACAACACUGCUGAAAACAACCAGACGGGUGACCGAACAGAUGACGACUUCACACCCUGAAGCAACAGCGGCGACAAUGUUGGGUAAGGUGGAGGAUUCCGUGAGGGAGUUGGAGUGGCCAUUCGGAGGUGGAGGAGUGAAGUGGGUCGAGGUGGAAGGUGAGGAGAGGCGGGUGAAAGGCUCUGCUGUUGUGGAGGAGGAGGAGAAGGAAGAGGAGGAUGAUGAGGAGGUCACAGAACCUCGCAGAACAUUUGAAGAUAUCUUUGAUUUUGACAAAUAAAGCUGACGUUUGAACAGUGA
Messenger RNA from Thunnus maccoyii (southern bluefin tuna), 1713 nucleotides. RefSeq names its product zona pellucida sperm-binding protein 3-like. Gene Ontology annotation, molecular function: acrosin binding. The coding region runs from base 158 to 1693 and encodes 511 amino acids. The transcript is spliced from 8 exons. The record is from RefSeq and is a predicted model, not a curated record. Gene Ontology annotation, biological process: egg coat formation; positive regulation of acrosome reaction; binding of sperm to zona pellucida. NCBI's taxonomy places the organism in Eukaryota, Metazoa, Chordata, Actinopteri, Scombriformes, Scombridae. Gene Ontology annotation, cellular component: extracellular matrix.